This is a messenger RNA of Cicer arietinum (chickpea), 2607 nucleotides long. Its product is annotated as MACPF domain-containing protein CAD1-like. Gene Ontology annotation, biological process: regulation of salicylic acid mediated signaling pathway; plant-type hypersensitive response. Gene Ontology annotation, cellular component: plasma membrane. The record is from RefSeq and is a predicted model, not a curated record. NCBI's taxonomy places the organism in Eukaryota, Viridiplantae, Streptophyta, Magnoliopsida, Fabales, Fabaceae.
CAAGAUGUUAGGCAAAACAACACGCAAAGGUUUGGAUGAAAAGUAAACUCAUAACAUAACUGAAGCUCAAGUCAAUGCUCUUUCGAUACCCAAUUCAUCAAUACACACACGGAGUCUCCCAUGGUUGAAAAUUGAAAUUACUAUCAAGGUAGUUAUAGUCAUAGUAAUAGUAAUAGAUAGAUAUAUAUAGAGAGAGAGAGAAAGUGAGGUUUUGUUUUACAGAGAGAAUUAAAAAACAUUUAGAGAGACACUGAAGGCUAAAAUAACUAUACCCGAUUAUGGAUAAUAACCUUAAUAUCUCCGAGAUCCAUUUUUCAGCUUCAAUCAAUUAAGGAACAUUAAAAUCAAAAUGGGUUGUCCUCAAAAGUCACGAUUUUUUUCUGGGUCAACUCGUGUGCGGUUUUAAAGGGAUUUAUUCAUCUGGGUCAUUCUAAUUUCCUUCAAUUGAUGACAUAAUUUGCUUUUUCAGUUAUUUUCAGAAUCUGGGUUUCUCUCUGAUUGUGUAAAGGAAGAGUCUUUUUGGAGGAGGGGUUAAGGGGAUUUUUUUUGGAUGAGAUAUGGAGGAGCAUGUAGCAGCUUUGCACACUGCUACUAACGCUUUGCAAGCAUUAGGAAGGGGUUUUGAUAUUAACUUCGAUACUAGGUUGCUUUAUUGUAAAGGUGUUUCAGGGUCUAGAGUAGUUGAGAUUGAUGAGGAACAUCUUAUGGACUUGUUUUUGGAUGAUGAUGUUGUUGUUCCUAAUGUUUCAAGGGAUAUUAGAAGCUUUCAUGAACCUAUGGGGCGUCAGAGUUCGGGUGUCUACAGUUUUCAAGAGAUGGUGGAUUAUUUUAAUCAUAAGGCAAAUAUAUCAGGGAAAUUUCCUCUUGGGAGCUUCAACUCUGCAUUUAGCUUUACUGGUUCACAACAUGUAGAUGCGGCAACUACAAAAACCUUAUCUUCAGAUGGAUUUUACAUUCCUCUUGCAAAGGUUCAGCUUCAAAAAUCGAACUUAAUGUUGCAAGAAAAUGUUAGAAGGGCUGUCCCAGUGAAUUGGGAUCCACCAUCCCUGGCAAGUUUUAUUGAAAAUUUUGGGACACAUGUUAUUACAUCGGUAACUAUUGGUGGAAAAGAUGUUAUUUAUAUCAAACAACACCAUACUUCACCUUUGUCAAAGUUGGAGAUAAAAAACUAUAUUCAGGAUAUCGGAAAUCAAAGGUUCUCUGACAUCAAUAGCCACACAAGUUCAGGUCAAACAAAAUCCAAGGAUAAGGGUGUUGAAGCAUUUUCCUUCAAUAGUCAAGGGAUUUACCCUCAACCGACAACUGCAACAUAUCCUACUGGGAAAGAAGAUGUCACAGUCAUUUUUCGAAGAAGAGGAGGUGAUGAUUUAGAACAAAACCACCAUGUAUGGUUAAAAACCGUAAAAUCUUCGCCAGAUAUCAUAGAGAUGACUUUCUGUCCAAUAACAGAUCUCCUUGAUAAAAUACCUGCAAAGGAGCAUUUGACCCGCGCCAUUGGUCUUUAUCUUGAAUAUAAACCUCCAAUUGAAGAACUUAGAUACUUCCUAGAGUUUCAGAUUCCUCGUGUUUGGGCUCCUUUACAUGACAGGAUUCUUGGUCAACAAAGGAAAGAACCUGUUUGCCCAUCUUUGCAAUUCAGCAUAAUGGGCCAAAAACUUUACGUCAGCCAAGAACAGAUUACAGCUGGACGUAGACCAGUAACUGGCUUACGUCUUUGUCUCGAAGGAAUCAAGCAGAAUCGGCUAAGUGUUCAUCUUCAACACUUGGUAUCCCUUCCAAAGAUCCUUCACCCAUAUUGGGACAGCCAUGUAGCUAUCGGCGCUCCCAAGUGGCAAGGACCCGAGGAACAAGAUAGCCGAUGGUUUGAGCCGGUCAAGUGGAAGAAUUUUUCUCAUGUGAGCACUGCACCUAUCGAGAAUCCUGAAACCUUCAUAGGAGACUUCUCUGGUGUCUACAUAGUCACUGGAGCACAGCUUGGAGUAUGGGAUUUUGGAUCACGGAAUGUACUUUACAUGAAGCUUUUGUACUCAAGGUUACCCGGCUGCACGAUCCGAAGAUCACUAUGGGAUCACAUACCAAACAAUUUACCUAAAUCUGCAAUCGCUGGCAACACUUCCAACACGGAUGGCGCAACGAGCGUCAGUUCUAGAGAAAACAAUACUGCAGUGAACAAGUUAUUGAAGCUUGUCGACUUAUCCGAAAUGACCAAAGGACCUGAAGAUCCUCCUGGUCAUUGGUUAGUUACUGGUGGAAAGCUCGGUGUUGAAAAAGGGAAAAUCGUUUUGAGAUUGAAAUAUUCAUUGCUUAAUUACUGAACAUACCGGCAUGACUUGUUUUAGUAGAAGCAAUGUUUUAGGUGAGUAUAGUUUAGUUUUCUCUUGUGGUUAAUGUGAAAACCAUUUUGAGGUUUGAUUACUUGAGUUGAAUAGGAAUAUUAUACUGUUUAGUUGGUUGUUAUUACUUGAUCCAUAUUGUGGCAGUAAAUGCUGUUUUUAUUGCUGCUGUUGAUAUGGUGAUGUGGAUAUCUUAUAGGAGUUAGAAUCUUUUUUCAAACAAUGCCAAGUUAAAGUAAUGUUUAUAUUUUCUUAUAGUAUUGAGAAUACAAAA